AUGCAGGACGCCUCACCCUCAGCCGAGCCCUCACGGCGCAGCUACAUAUUGCUGGGCGAGCGCGUGCUGAUCCCGGCCACUCUCAAGAACAGCACGACUGGCUACAAGAACGUGAACUACGAUCGCGGCAAUAAUAAGUUCAAGGCGCAGGUGCGGGUUGCUGGCAAAAGUGUCUCCCUCGGCUACACCGCCGAAGAGGCGGCCAUCGCCUACGCUCGGUCAGAGUACGGCCGCGCCGACGCCGCCAAGCUGCUGCAGCCUCGCCCCGCUCCCACUGCCGCUGGCCUCGAGGCGAUACGGCAGGCGGAGAGGGAGGGCCUGACUCUCACCGCCAGCAGCAGCAACAGCGGCUACAAAGGCGUGACCUUCUACCCAAAUCGGCAAUGUAGCAAGAAGUACCAGCUGAAGGUGAAGGUUGGCGGCACAACAGUCUUCCUCGGCUGCUUCGCCACCGCCGAGCAGGCUGCGCUCUUCUACGCCCGCAGGGAGGCGGGCAGGGACACCAGCGAUCUCACCCUCCCGCCAGCGGCCUCUUGGACGGGGGGUAAAAAGGAGUGUCGCGAAGUCCCCGCCCGGUCUUUGUAA
This is a messenger RNA of Emiliania huxleyi CCMP1516, 585 nucleotides long. RefSeq lists its product as hypothetical. Gene Ontology annotation, biological process: regulation of DNA-templated transcription. Lineage: Eukaryota; Haptophyta; Isochrysidales; Noelaerhabdaceae. The transcript is spliced from 3 exons. Bases 1 to 585 code for a protein of 194 amino acids. Gene Ontology annotation, molecular function: DNA-binding transcription factor activity. The record is from RefSeq and is a predicted model, not a curated record.